Molecule: messenger RNA, 1719 nt
Organism: Biomphalaria glabrata
Lineage: Eukaryota; Metazoa; Mollusca; Gastropoda; Planorbidae
Exons: 6
Coding region: 400-1581 (393 amino acids)
Source: RefSeq, a predicted model, not a curated record
GUCUCAAUGAUUGGUUCUUAGAUCUCACAACAAGGAGACGGUUGUCAAAAUAGUGCAUAUAAAUUACAAGUAGAUUCACUGUUGCCUGAGCUAGCCAGGAACACAAUUGACUUAGUAGAAUUUAAGUCAUUGGUUAAUAUGCAUGACGCGUAGGACGCGUAGGACGCAAUCAUCUUCUUUUUUUGAAGUAACGUCUAUAUUAUAUAAGAUAAGAUAAGAGUGUUACAUUUUAAAAAGACAACCUUUUAAAACUCGGAUGCACAAAAGUGUGAUAACAUUCUGGAGACAUUAAAUAGAUCCCAAGACGAUCUUACUUCUUCAGAAAAGUGAAACAAAUUACAAACUGAUAACAUCAAAAGUCUACCAGCAACUUGACAAGCGCAUCAAAUCUCGUCAAAGAUGUCCUGCAAGAGAAAAACUCAAACUGAUAGAAACGUAUCGAAAAGACACAAAAUAGAAAAAAACAGUACAGACCUUUGUUUUCCUCAAGACACAUGUGGACUAAAUGGAUCAGAUGAUCAGACUGAUCUAGCAGACUUCUCCAGUCCUGGGGAUGAGAAUCAAGAUACAGAUCCUCAUCAUUUCACUAGUGACCAGUCCAAAGUCCAGUCAGAUGAGGUUGAAGGUCCACUAAUUGGUGAUCAUGAAACUCAGGAGUCAGAAGGUGGAGAAGCUGAUCUACACCAAUAUCUUGUGGGCUGUAAGAAGAAUCCAGGUCAUAGCCAGUUUAUACCUGUUGAUACAUUCACCUUAAAACAUUUACCUGAAGGUCUUCAAGACAAUGAUUUGUAUGAAUACAUCAAAGUUAAAGCUGACCAGACAGUUAGAGUUGAUGUUAGAAUGUCAAGUCCACACAGACCAAAGUUUUGGUCAAAGACAAAUCGACCAUAUCCGUUUUCUAACAUGAGUGAGAGAAGAAACUUGAGGACAGGAAGUGGAAGAGUGAGGAUUGUAAACAAGUUUCAAGAUGGAGUCUGGCAAGAUGGAGGUUAUGGGGAUACUGCCUACACAAAGUGUUGGUGUAGAAAAUGUGAAAGUUCAAACUCACCCAGCAAUGUGUGGUGGGAGUUUGAUGUGGACACAGCCACACAUGUGGUUUUUGAUGCCAUUGAGGCCAACCACACAACCUUGAGAUUGUUUUAUGAUAGAGAUGACAGCCCAGUGGUCAUUGUUGAUAAGGUCAGUGUUGAUUAUGUAAACAUUGAGCAUGACUGGUGUGAGUUGAAAUGUGUGACAUGUGAUGAAACUUUAGGAAAUAAACUGGAGGGAAUGUACAAACAUUUUGAAAAUGUCUGGAAGAAAGUCUGGGACAAAUACAUUGACUCUAGCUCUCCACACAAGUUGACCUUUAUAGUGUCACAUCCUCAUGGCUGUUCUAAACAGGUCAGUGUUGGUCAAUGGAAGGACAUACUAAGGGUGGAUGGUAGAUCUAAGUUUACUUAUACAACUUGUACAUGUCCAGGAAGUAGUGGAGCACAUGUCCACUGUAUGGGGUGUAGUAACAAAAUUUGGCCUAUUCUUGUCCACAGUGGAAGUUUCAAGUCUGGAUUAAAUUACAGUGGAGCUGGUCCUGUCUGGUGAGUUGUUUCCCUUGUGAGUUGUCCAGCUCCAUCAUGAAGAUAUCUUUGAGAACCCUUGACAUUCUGAACCUCAAACUUAAAUGUCUCUUUAGUCUUGAGUUAUGUAAAUAAAUUGUGUAUGUUAUCUUUAAAUUUACAA